ACUCCACUGCGCAAGGAAGAAGAAGAAGAAGCAGAAGCAGAAGAAGAGGAAACAGAAGAAGAAGAAGAAGGCGAAGAACUCCGGAAGUGUGCGGAGCGGCUGAUCCCCCCCGGUCGUAGCAGUGGAUUCUCAGGCUGACGGCAGGAGCUGCUCCUCCAAUAUGGCUGACGUCUGGCAGGACGCCAUGGACCACGCUGUCGCUGCUGCACGAAGAGCUGGACAGGUGGUAUGUGAAGCUCUGCUGGGCGACAGGGAGGUGAUGACAAAGAGUUCGUCUGUUGAUUUGGUGACACAAACUGACCAGAAAGUGGAGCAGCUCAUCAUCCAGUCGGUGAAGAAGAAAUUCCCCACACACAGGUUCAUUGGGGAGGAGUCUGUGGCUGCAGGUGAGCCCUGCCUACUGACUGAUGAUCCUACCUGGAUCAUUGAUCCCAUCGAUGGGACGACCAACUUCGUUCAUGGAUUUCCUUUUGUUGCUGUUUCCAUUGGAUUCACUGUGAACAAGCAGAUGCAGUUCGGGGUGGUCUUCAGCUGUCUUGAAGACAAGAUGUUCACAGCAAGGAGGGGGAAGGGAGCGUUCUGUAACGGAGAGCCACUGCAGGUUUCUGAUCAGGAAGACGUUACACAGUCGAUCAUCGCCACAGAGUUUGGAUCCAGCAGAGACCCCGAAGUUGUGGACAGAAUCUUCUCGAGUCUGAGGAACAUCCUGAGCAUCCCUGUACACGGCGUGCGCAGUGCAGGAACGGCAGCGAUCAACAUGUGUCUGGUUGCGUCCGGUUGUGUCGAAGCGUAUUACGAGAUCGGACCACACGUCUGGGACGUCGCUGCUGGCUCGCUGAUCGUGUCAGAGGCUGGAGGAGUUGUGAUGGACGUGGAGGGAGGACCGCUGGACCUGAUGUCUCGAAGAAUCAUCGCUGCCAACAGCAAAACCAUCGCUGAGAGGGUCAUCAAAGAGAUUCAGUCCUUCAGUCCACCGAGAGAUGACGCUCCAUCGCUGCUCACACAGUAAACAACUGAGUUUAUAUGUUUAGACUGUGAAAAUAAAGUUUGUCUUAUAAAGGAAAAAAAACACAUCAGCCAAGCAUCUUCUGCUUUCCUACCUGUGACAUCGACAGGAUGACAGUUGUCACAUGACGACG
Messenger RNA from Scatophagus argus, 1139 nucleotides. It is a transcript of the gene impa1, whose product is annotated as inositol monophosphatase 1. The record is from RefSeq and is a predicted model, not a curated record. Bases 161 to 1009 code for a protein of 282 amino acids. The transcript has 9 exons. Lineage: Eukaryota; Metazoa; Chordata; Actinopteri; Scatophagidae. Gene Ontology annotation, biological process: phosphatidylinositol phosphate biosynthetic process; signal transduction; inositol metabolic process. Gene Ontology annotation, molecular function: inositol monophosphate 1-phosphatase activity.